UUGGACAAAUCCAGCUCCGUGAUUUAACUACAGCCUUGAGCAUGCUACUCAAUGAUUCUUCAUUCUUAUCUUAAAAAAAAAAAAAAUGGAGUUAAUGUCCCUUUAUCAUGGGGCCAACGAACAGUUUAAAUGAGAUAAUCUUUAUCAGUCACCUAAUAGUUCCUGCCUACUGUAUAGUAGACACUCAAUAAACAAUCCUUUCCUGUUCUUAUUUGUCUAUGAAUAGGGAUUGGGAUGGAACCAGAACACUUUACUGAUCUUUCUCUGGCUCUACGGUUAUCCCAGUGUAUUGCUAUUGUAAGCUAAUGCUGACUGCACUGAGCACUCAAUCAAGGGACAUGUGCCAAGCUAGUGACUUAGAGGCAUUAUUUUAUUUCUAUCUCCAGUGAUUGUGCACUAUGUAAGGUUCUUUCAAGGGUUUGGUUUGUUUGCUUUGGGUUGAGGGAAGGAGCCUGGAGUUCAUUAUUAAGGAAAUUAAGGACGAAGGGCCUAUUAGAUACGGCAGGUGGGUCCUCAAGCCCAAACAGCCUCCAUUUCAAAGCUUCUUAAACUUUAAGAGGUUGGGAAGAGAAUUGUUAAGGAAAGUGAAGGAGCCGUAUUUGCAAGGCACAGCAGAUAAAUCCAUACGCUGCACGGCCCUGCGCAUGUUAUUUAAGAUCUCAGAAUCUCAAUUUUCUCUAUCUGUCAAAGGUUAACAACCUUCCCUUGACAGAGUUGUUGGGACAACUAAAUAAAAAGGAAGUUGUUUUCCAAGUAUCUGGUAAAUAUUAGCUCUCAACAAAUUAUCCCUCUGAUGGCGUAUCUGUACCUUGCAGCCUCAGGGAUCUGGGAAAGCGAAGGGGGGGGCUCUACUUUCUCUCUGUGCCUCAGAUUUCCUGCCCCAGGAAACCGCACUCCUGCCCCUGGCGUUCAGGGAAAAGGGACCUGGAUGAGGGCUCCGUGGGCUGCUGCUUGGGUCCCAGAGGACCUCGCCGUAGGAUGAACCGGUUCCCUCCAGCUCACAGCCACCCCGGGGCACAAACGGGCUCAGGGCGUCCUCCGCUGGGCAGAGACGAUGAGAUUCUUAAUCCUUAGGGCAGCUCAGAGGACCACGCAGCUACUAUGCCCCUCCCCGGGCGGGCAGAGGAGUCUGUUUGAGGAAGUCACCCUGGAGACCCGGCGCGGAGCACACGGGGAGUGCGCGGGCGGCCGCAAGCGGCCGCAGGCGGAGGGAGACGCGGGCGGCGGCGGCCUCGCCUUGCGCCGCAGGCUCCCGCAGUGGAGGAGAGGGAGGUCCAGGAGGCCCCUGGCGGAGCCGCGGCUCCAGCGCUGCGGUGGGCUAUGAUGAUGUCAGACAUUGCUAAAGACAGAAUGGCUCAUUCUGUGAAGAAAAGGGGAAGUAUGUCUUCUCUAAGUGGUCGAGAAUUCUGGCAGAAAGAACUUCACAGGUGCACCAAAAACUCCAUGAGUACUGUGUCUUAUAUGGAUGAACCUAGCCAGCGGGAUGAUGCUUCUCGCCUUACAGUUCAGAUGGAAAACACCUAUCAACUAGGUCCUACCAAACAUUUUCCUGUGGUCAUUGUCAAUCGCAUUUUGAAAGAUGUGUUAACUAAGUAUCUACAAGAAGAACAGUAUGAGCCAGAGCUCUGUAGACAGAUGACUAAAACAAUUUCUGAGGUUAUUAAAGCCCAGGUCAAGGACCUGAUGAUUCCACGGUAUAAGCUAAUUGUGAUUGUUCACAUUGGACAACUGAAUAGUCAGAACAUUUUUAUUGGAAGCAGAUGCCUCUGGGAUCCUAAAAGUGAUACCUUUUCAUCUUAUGUUUUCAGAAAUUCUUCUCUCUUUGCUCUUGCAAGUGUCUAUGCUGUUUACUUUGAGUGAUUGAAAAUAAGAAAUGUAGUUCUUACUUUUUUAAAUCACAAAAUAAGCUGUAUCUAUGUACACAAAAGCUUCCCUGCUCAAAAGUUUGAGAAAACAACAGUAAUAUUUCAAACAACUGGCAUUUUUGGACUUUUUCAUGCUCUGCUAAGAACUGAGGGAGGGAAGUGUGGUGCAAGAAAAACUCUUGUUUAUCCAAAAGAAGAACUAAGUUUUGGUUCCACUGGAUCAUUUUUCAUAGACGUGGAUUCUUUUUUAAUAUUACUUUGGUACUAAUUACUUUAAUUACUCUUUAAAUAGACAGUUAAAAUUUCCUGCAUUGUUUUUUAAUGAAGACAAGUCUAAAAAAUAUGGCUGUAUACCCUGACCAAUAAACGACAGAAGAAUAUUCAACAUGGUAUACACAAAUGAUAAAUGUUAAUGUGUCUCAAUGCUGCAUGUAAAAGAAUACUGGUUUUCAUUUUGUACUUAAUAAAUUGAGCAGCAUUCAUUAACUGCAAUUAUUGUUACAUGUACCUGACAGUUGAAACUGCUGAGGUAGAAUUAGUGAUUUCAUAACAAUUACUGUUGUCCCACAGGGCUGCUCGCUAAAAUUGGAAGCUCUUGUGGGUUGCCUGCACUUUACAAAAUUGUGGGAGAGCUGAAUGUUGGCUCUUCAAUAAUGGAAACUGUAAAGUGAACAAAGGCUUUUUAGGGCACUGAAGUAGACCUCAUCGUAUUAAAUAUACAUGAUGUUUAAUAGUAAAUGUAUCUGUAACACUUAAAAUCAUGUAUUGGAAAGAGACACUGCUUUUAAAUAUACACUGCCUGAUGUGCCUUUGAAUUGAUUUUCCUGGGCUAACAAACUUUUACACAAAAUAUGUAGCUGGUAGCUUAACAAAUAAAACAUGUGUGUUUACUAUUUUGUUCCUAUGAAUUUAAUGCUAAAGUGACCCAGUGCAGGUUUGAAUGGAUGGUAUUAAAAUUUACAGGGCUGAAAUAGCUUAUUAUUCUGCUGGUUAAUGUGGCUUGUAUCAUGGAUCAUUUAUUUUUACGGAGCUUUCAACCCUUUGUGUGCAUAUGAAAUGAUGCUGAGGCGUUGUUCCUGGAUGGUAAGUGAACUGCCCAGAGGACAUUUGUUAAAGGUCAAAGACAAAUUGUACACAUGUGGAGAAAAUUAGCAACGCUAUAGUUCUAAGGAAAAAAUGAUGUGUAAUUCAUAUCAAAAAGAAUUUAAUAGAUGAGAAAACAGUUAAUGCUUUAUACUUUUAAAAUGUAUUGAUGUCUUAUUUUUCUCAAAAACAACCUGUACUAAAAAAAAAAGAAAAAAAUGUAACUUGAAAUCCCUUUCCUUCUGCUUGUUCUGGCUUUUAAGGUAACUUUUCAUUAUGAAUUGGUGAAUUUUCAUUAUUUUUUCUGUUAGGGCCUUAGUGGGAAUAGGACUAUGUAAUAAUUCACUACAACCAAUAUUUGUCAACCUCCCUAGGCCAGUUUUGAAUAUGGAUUAGAUCAUAAGUACAGUAAGUAAAUGGACUGAAUAUUUUCUUUACACAUUUGUGAACAUCUCCCCUCUUGGAAUGAUAGCAGGGGCAAUCAUACUGCAAUUUUGCAUGAGUAAAUUGGAAUGAAGAAAAUUCUUUAGGACAUAGAAAGUCCAUUACAAAAAUGGCUUUAUUUUUUUUAGAGUUCUGAAGUCUCAUCCAUGAGAUAAUUUCUUACCAUCUGUCCUAGGCUGUGUUAGGAAUCAAAACCUUAAAACAUGAUGGUAGUUAAAAAGCAAAAAAGGAAGCAGUUUACCCGCAUACUGCCAUGUACUGUAAUUCAGACAGUCAAUGAUGAAUUCUAGCAAUUUUAUGGUAGCAUAAGAAUAUACAGUAAAAACUCGCUAAUUGCAACUAACUUGGAGGAAUACUGGUUAUCAUAGAAAGCUUUAUGAUAGAAAGUUUUGAGGGAGGUAUUAGCUAACACCGUGGUGGUAAUCAUAUUGUGAAAUAUAAACGUAUCAGGUCAACACAUUGUAUACCUUACCCUUUUUUUUUUUUUAGAGAGAGA
Molecule: messenger RNA, 3888 nt
Organism: Acinonyx jubatus (cheetah)
Lineage: Eukaryota; Metazoa; Chordata; Mammalia; Carnivora; Felidae
Gene: DYNLT5
Product: dynein light chain Tctex-type family member 5
Exons: 5
Coding region: 1321-1860 (179 amino acids)
Biological process (GO): microtubule-based movement
Cellular component (GO): cytoplasm; cytoplasmic dynein complex
Molecular function (GO): dynein intermediate chain binding
Source: RefSeq, a predicted model, not a curated record